Perkinsus marinus ATCC 50983 is the source of this 4989-nucleotide messenger RNA. RefSeq names its product ring finger protein, putative. NCBI's taxonomy places the organism in Eukaryota, Perkinsozoa, Perkinsida, Perkinsidae. The record is from RefSeq and is a predicted model, not a curated record. Bases 1 to 4989 code for a protein of 1662 amino acids. The transcript is spliced from 44 exons.
AUGACUAAGUCAAACGUGUCUUCGCUUGUGUCCAUGGGGCUCCCUCGUGGAUUUGAAUGGAAGUUCGGCGAGUCAAGUAUCCUUGCGGGGAACGGGAAGCAGCUAUUGGGUGCUUAUGGCGGUUACUAUGAUCGAGAGAAUCUGUGGAGGAAAAAGCAUAGGAAACUGAGCAGCCACUCCUAUGCUGGCUUCCACGAAGGGAGAAGUAGUGCGGUAGGGCCAGGAGAAAUGAUCAAAUCUGAGCCGGCCGCGGCUAAGGAGGAGGAAGAUGGGCAGAAGCACAUGGUCAGAAUAGAAGGGGAGGAGUCUAUUGCUGGUACUGGGAAUGACAGAAGCGAUGGUGGGAGUGAAGUUUGCCGGUCGGACCCAGUGGUCGGGGCUAGGGAGCUUCCCGAGGCCGCGGUUCAAUUGACUGCUGGGCUGCAGUCGCUCAUUGAGGUGUUGGAAGCUGAUACAGGCAAGAGCUCAACAAGGGGUCUGGACGAACAUAAAAUUGGCGCUAUCACAGCACACAGAUACGAUGGUGGUAUGAGAGGAGUUAAGUGCUCGAUAUGCAUGGAUGAGUUGAGGGAAGGGGAUAUGGUCAAGUGCCUGCCAUGUGUUCAUAACUUCCACGCGAAAUGCAUAGACCACUGGCUGCGAGUGAACCAUCGCUGCCCUGUGUGCAAGUAUAAUAAACUGGACCCGCCGAACCUAGCCUCGAAGGUAUUAUACGCUCACAUUGGUGACGACCCGACCAAAUGGGAAGUCCUCACAGCGUUCAAGCGCGGCGCGAGUCGGGCCAUGCGGGUGAAACUGAGGAGCUCUUUCACAGAGAGGGUCGUACAGCCCUACUACUGCAGUAUGAUGGCACGUGCUCCAUCUAGUGACAUUGCUACGGCAAUUUGCACAAAACCCGGGGGAAAACCAGCGGAUAAACGUUCGGUGUAUUUUCAUUUUCCCACACACGAAGAUGCGAUGGAGUUCGCGGAGGUGUGGGGUAACCUGCAUCGGUAUAAAACACCCGUCGAGCUCACCAAGGAGAUACCCAAUGAGGAGCAAGUCCACGAAGAUUGGGAUGCAGUGUUGGAAAGAACGAGGGCUAAUGUCGUUGAGGCCUUCGGCGAGGUGAAUUACGCAAGUCUAGUACGGUAUGUUCGGAUCGGCUCGGAUCCCGACAAGUUUGUGGUGACGCACGCUCAUCGUGAUGGUGACGCUGGCGUACGGUUGUUGAGGUUGGCGGAAGAGAAGGCCCAUUUGUGGGAUCUGCAGGAGACCUUUCAUUGUGAUGAUAUUUCCGCGGAGCCCUGGGGGAAAUUCGUAGAGGCGAAGUGCGCCAGGCCGGAAAACCCAAAGAAGAAAUUCCUGUUCGUGAUAAAUUUUGAAACCCAAGAGGAUGCGGCUUACUUUGCUGAGAAAUGGGGAGCCCCUUUCACAGCGGGGGAAGCGGGUGAGGAGGCACAGUCUAGUGAACGAGUCGAUGAUAGUGGCGAUGAGGUGAAGGAUAGUCAUAGCGCUGCUGAGCCCGAUAGCAGCGCUAAGUCAUCAACUACUGAAUUUGGUGACACUGGCGAGGAUGAGGACAGUCCAGAUGGAGAUGUGGUCCCUCCUGAGGAGACUCCUGGUGGGGAAACUGAUAGUGGAGGAGGAGAUGACGACGAGGCUCCCGCAUCUGGGCCUCAAGAAAUGGAAACAGGGGAAGGAACUCAAGAGGCCUCUAGCAACGACGUCGAACCGGCCUCGGCAUCGGACGAUGACUCAGAUGCUUCUGAAUGGGGAAAUUAUCCUCAGGUCUCGCAAGCGGUUCCUAUUGUUGAGGAUGAUUCGGCUGGUGCUGAGACAGAGGGUGGUCAUAGCACCAGCCGAGCAUUACGCAGUGAGGAAGGAGAGCGGUCUCAAGAGGUUCCGGAGACAGAAGCUGACGAGUAUGUUAUCCCUGAGAGCUUGCCGACCUUUCAAGAUGUAGGAGAUUUCACUACGGACCACGACGCUGAGGACGAUCAUACGGCUGCUGCUCGACUUGCAUCAAAUGUUGAGGAGGAUUUCUCUGCAGGAGAUGAGGAGACCCAAGAGGAGGAAGCUAAGUUAAGGCAUUCCUCGGAGGGUAACGCGGACGGUGAGGGGCUGAAGGCUGAUGAAUCGGAAGGUGACACUGUUGAUGACGAUGACAGGCUCUCACCGGACAAUGAGGAGGUUGCGUCGUCAUCCGAAGUGGAGGGGAAUGGUGGAAUUUUCGUGCCCACUGACGAGGCGGGCUUUGGCACUUGUCGAGAGUUUCGCCCUCGGCAUAGUUAUCGGUAUGGGAAAAUAACCGCUUUUGAUACACCAGGACGGAGAUUCAAGGCAUGUCUCUGGGUUCGGAGGCGUUACAAGAAGGAGGCGGAAGUCGCCGCGUGUGAGGAGGUGGCGGUCAGGCCCAAGCAUCGGGUUGACCUCAACGAUUGGCUGAUUCCGGUGAAGUGCACUAUUGGAGGUGGCGCUGAUGCUGAGACGGUGGAGGGGAAGAUCCGAUGCGACUCGGAGUAUGAAGCAAGAACUUUGGCCAAGCAGAUCCCUCCUGGGUUCCUGGCCUAUACUCUCUCCCUGGCAUGGCUGGCAAUAGCAUGCGGCUGCCAGAUGGAGUCGAUAGUAGCAGCAGUGGAUCGUGGUACACCUACUCUCAAGGCUCGUGGAGAAAAGACUCUUCUUUCCCAGAAGCAUGGCGAUCAGAUAUUGACAGAUUCCCCACCGUCAGGGGGCGAGUCCUGCAAAAAGUUGAUAGCCGAUUUUUCAAAGGGUGAGGCUGAUGAUGUUAUUGACUUUGACAUACGCAAGAGAGAGCUAACGGUGUUGCCUGGUACAAUGAUACAUCCACUGCAGUUGAGAUGCGGUGAAGUGGAGGUGCCUCCAGAAGGAAAGGGCGCUACUUGGCUGGUCCGUGUGGACUGUCGAGACUCUCAAGGUGGGGUCAUGGUCGGUCUGGUGGAGGAGUGUUGGUAUGCGGACGUCGCGAAGAUGCUGAGAUUCUGGCCAGGACUUGGGGUGGUUUUAAAGGAAAGGCCGGUCUUGGCACCCAAGGGAGCGCAGCGCACUCUUCUGGAUGGUUCCAAUACGUUGUUAUGUACCACAAGCAGGAGACCUGUCACCACCUCAACUACGACUACAACAACGACAACGACAACGCCCACCACUACUACCACUACGCGGAGGUCGUUCCUUGGCAGCUGCCAGGAGGUGGUUCGUCCGUCUGCUCCCAAUGAGAUGCCUCAGCAGAUAGCCGAUUUCGCAUUCGCUAAUCGCGGACUGCGGAUAUCACCUUGGGGUGCCAAGGGUGGCUCUGAGGAGUUCCUGACCUGUGAUCCGGUCCGAGCCCCACCGGCCAAGGAGAAGGAUGGUCGUUAUCGCGUCUCGGCCAGCUGCUACAUGGCAGCCUCAUCUAGGAUGUAUGCCUACGCUGAGGAGGAGGGUAUAGUGUGUGGAUCAUAUUGGGAUGCCCAGCUGCUGGCAGUCAUGUGGGGAGGUUAUGAGCCUCCGCGGCCGACUACUACUACCACCAGCACAACUACUACAACCACGCGGAAACCCAGGUCGCGGUAUCCCACCUGCGAGACCAUGCGGCCCGACUGGUCCUACGGCGAGGCAGUAGACGAGGUCGUUGAUUUCGUAGUGUAUGGCAGACAGCUACAGGUACGUCCUUCCUAUGCGGAUAGCGUUAUGUCGCUGAUCUGUGAGCAAGUUAUGGAGCUUCCGGUGAGGCAUGGGGCUGCUGCUGCCUACCAGCCGGAGCAGUGGUCGGUGCCUGUGAAGUGUGGUGAUGCUGAAGAUCCGGGAAGCUAUGAUAACGCCAACGUCGUAUGUGGAUCUUAUUGGGAAGCGGAGAUGUUCGCCGUCCUGUGGGGAGGCUAUGAACCGGAAAUCACCUCAUGCCCGGUGCAGCUGACCCCAUUUGGCUUCCCCGACGUGGUGACACUGUCCUGUGAUGGAGCGGAUGGCCAACCGACUGAAUUGGAUAAAAGCGGCAAGUGGCAGAUUAAGACGAAGUGUCGCGAUGCUAGAGGCUGGGACUCCGCCGGAGUUGCUUAUCGUAUUGUUUGCGGAGCCUACUGGGAUGCGGAGCUACUGUCCAUCCUAUGGGGUGGAUACAGGCCGGUUGUCACACGUAUCACUACGACUAGCACGACAAGCACUACCACCCAGAUGGUGUUCACUACCGCCUCCGUGGCGAACAGUGCGAGCACAGGCUGGUUCAACUUCGUGCAUUUCGACUGGGCCUCUUCGGAACGAUUCGGCAGCUGUUCACAGCUCCAGCGAGAGGCCACUCCUGGCGUGGCUGAUGAUCUCCUAGACCUCAAGACGGCUGGGAGGAUGCUCACGAUCCGGGCAGCCCAGGACCAGGCUAGCAGCUUGCUGAGGCGCUUGACCUGUAAUGCGGUUAAUUCCAGCCCGGUGCCGAGCCGAGGGGAGGAGAGCAAAUGGAGAGUCCGCGUUGGCUGCUUUGAAGGAUUCAAUUCGCCUCAUGUUAUCAAGGGAAACAUCAUAUGCAACUCCUUUUGGGAUGCUCAGAUGCUAUCUGUUAUUUGGGGAGGAUUCACUCCGAGACCAGUUCUUCCUAUUGCUACCCACCCCACCAACGGUCCAUCAGCGAUCCUCCCACAUCAUCUGAAUGUCCGAGUGACGCGUCUGGGAUCUGAGGUGGUGGACCGUGUCGGGGUGGUUGAUCCCACUCCAGAAGAACAAGCCAGCUGGCAUGAAAUGCAUAUACUAUAUGACAGUCUCCGGUCUGGUGAGAAUAAUAUUUGGGGGGAGACUUUAGAUGGCAAGAAAGUGAAUAUCGUUUUUGAUGAGCCGGGCAUGGCAGAGCUCCUUAUGCGGCAGUUCGCGGGCCGCGUGCAGGAGGUCACCACUGAUGUCAGCCGAUUUGCCCAGGCGCUCGGGGUAAGAGGCUUCUCGAGCCCCCCUCCAGUGCGGAGGUCGACCAAUGACCAACACCGCCGAGGUGAAAGACUUCCGUUUUUGAACUACUCGAAGUGA